Messenger RNA from Plenodomus lingam JN3, 360 nucleotides. RefSeq lists its product as uncharacterized. The record is from RefSeq and is a predicted model, not a curated record. NCBI's taxonomy places the organism in Eukaryota, Fungi, Ascomycota, Dothideomycetes, Pleosporales, Leptosphaeriaceae. Gene Ontology annotation, cellular component: prefoldin complex; cytoplasm. Gene Ontology annotation, biological process: protein folding. Gene Ontology annotation, molecular function: protein folding chaperone.
AUGGCGUCACAAGCGCAGCUGAAGAAGCAGCAAGAACUUCAAUCCACAUAUCAAAACUACAAGAACACAUUACAAACCAUUGCCGCGAAAAUCGGGGACAUUGAGCAAGAGACCGAAGAGCACAAACUGGUACUAGAGACCCUGACCCCACUACCGGGAGACCGAAAAUGCUUCCGCAUGAUCAACGGCGUUUUGACUGAGCGGACGGUCGAGGAGGUGGUACCGAUUCUGCAGACCAACUCGGAUGGGUUGAAGAAGGCGCUAGACGAGCUGGUCAAGCAGUACAAGUCGAAGCAGGAUGAGAUGGAGAAGUGGAAGAAGAAGAACAAUGUCCAGGUUGUUCAGCAGCCGGGUCAGUGA